This is a messenger RNA of Henningerozyma blattae CBS 6284, 717 nucleotides long. It is a transcript of the gene THG1, whose product is annotated as tRNA guanylyltransferase. Bases 1 to 717 code for a protein of 238 amino acids. The record is from RefSeq and is a predicted model, not a curated record. Gene Ontology annotation, biological process: tRNA modification. Gene Ontology annotation, molecular function: tRNA guanylyltransferase activity; magnesium ion binding. The transcript has a single exon. NCBI's taxonomy places the organism in Eukaryota, Fungi, Ascomycota, Saccharomycetes, Saccharomycetales, Saccharomycetaceae.
AUGGCAAAAUCUCGGUUUGAAUAUGUUCGUCAAUUCGAAUCUCAAAAUCUGUUACUACCUCAGACUUAUAUAGUAGUUAGAAUUGACGGUAAAAAGUUCCAUGAGUUUUCCAAAUUUUAUAAUUUUAAUAAGCCUAAUGAUGAAAGAGCAUUAAAAUUGAUGAAUGCAUGUGCUAAAAAUGUUGUACUGACUUAUAAGACAGAUAUGAUUUUAGCAUUUGGUGAAAGUGAUGAAUAUUCAUUUAUCUUAAAAAAAGAUUCACAAUUAUACAAUAGGAGAUAUGACAAACUAUCUACAUUAAUUGUAUCACUUUUUACAUCAAAUUAUGUCCAUUUAUGGCCAAAAUUUUUCCCUGACGUUCAAUUAAGUCCUAAACACUUACCUUUUUUCGAUUCCAGAUGUGUUUGUUAUCCAAAUAUUGCCACCAUUAAGGAUUAUUUAAGUUGGAGGUUCGUUGACACUCAUAUCAACAAUUUAUAUAAUACUGUUUUCUGGCAAUUAAUUCAAGUAUGCGGUAUGACUAAUCAAGAAGCUGAAGAUAAAUUAUCUGGUACCGUAAGUAGUGAAAAACAGGAAAUCUUGUUUACAGAUUGUAAGAUCAAUUAUAAUAAUGAACCAGAAAUGUAUAAGAAGGGUUCUUUAAUUACAAAAAAGGGUGAACUUUUACAUAUUGACGUAAUUAAACAAAUAGAUGAACUGUUUAAAGGCUUCGAAUAG